Molecule: messenger RNA, 2952 nt
Organism: Dimorphilus gyrociliatus
Lineage: Eukaryota; Metazoa; Annelida; Polychaeta; Dinophilidae
Source: the annotation of a GenBank genome assembly
ACGAUGUAACUUGUAAACAAAAAAUGGCGGAUUUCCAGCGUGUCAAACGUCAAAAAAAAUAAAUGUAUCCCAUUAAACAAAAGGAUGCGAGCAGAUCACUUGAGGACCAUUAUUCAAAUCAAUUUUAUUUUUUCGUUAACUCUAUUACUAUUAGUUUGUGCCUCGGACCACACAAUAAGAGUUGAGGACAUUUCAGAGGAAUCUUCUAGAAGUAUUAACUGUUAUAAUGCAAAAAAAGAUUAUCUGUUAGUGAGUACUAUUGAUGGGAAAUUUUCUUUGUUAAAUUCGAAAAAUGGUGAUUUGAAAUGGUCACAUAAAGUGGGAGAAUCUUUACUUUCAUCAAGCAUUGGAAGCUUUGAAGUUACUAGAAAUGGCAUCCGAACUCGUUUAAUUCCAUCUUUGGACGGUUCCCUAUACCAGUUUGAUGGGAAAAGUGUUGAACCACUACCGUUGAACGCUGAUACUUUGUUAAGCUCCUCCUUUAAAUUAAGCGAUGAUUCAGUAAUAGUUGGUGGAAAGACUUCGGAAACGUAUGGAAUCGACAUUUUAUCUGGCCGCCUAAAAUAUCAGUGUUCAGUUAAGGGUUGUAAGAAAUUCGAAGCAGAUUCCGUGCAAGAAAGCGAAGGAACUGUAGUUCUAAAUCGAAACUCUAAGACUGUAAGAUCAGUAGAAGUAGAAUCAGGAAUAGAAAAAUGGAAUUUUAGCGUUGGAGAUCAUGAAGUUAAGUAUAUACCAAAAAUCUCAAAAAAUUCAGAUGAUAAUAUUGAUGAUGUUGAAGUUGUAUCUUGUCCAAUGGACGAUGAUAAAUCUCAAAACGCUGGACCACAUACACAUGAGACAUUAGAUUAUAAUUUCAUUACGGCCGAUGGAAUAAUAAGCGCUUGUAGUCCAGGGAAUUCAGCGAUUGUUUGGAAACAAAAUCUUGAAUCUCCUCUGGCGCAAAUAUGGCAAAUUCGUAAUGAAGAAAUUUCUGAAUUAAGCCUCUUUGAUUCAAAACAUGUGCCCUCUUUAGCGAGUACAUCGGAUAAAACUGAAGUCGCCCUUAGUGCGGCUUUGUAUAUAGGAGUUUAUAAGGAUCAACUUUACGUAAAACCUUCUUCUUCGAUGCAAAAUUACCUUGAGUCUAAGCGAUCUAUGUCACCAAAUAUGCCCAAAUUAAAGUGGAAGCCGUAUAUGGCUAAUGCUCCAUCCAAAACACAAGCAAUUACGGGACCUCUAAAUUUACUUCGAAUUGGUUGGUCUUCGACAAAAUCUACAGAUGUCUCUAUUUGGCAGCAUACAGAUUCAUACAGUAAUGAUUUAAAUAAUAACUUAGGAAAUGUAUACUAUGAUUACAAUGUUGUAGAAAACGGGCUCUACUUAUUUCCGGACAAACCCCUUAAAGUCAUUAAGAAAACGACUUAUAAAACAACUCAAAUAUUCUCUAAUCAGUCUGUCAUAAAUGAAUAUGCUAUAUUCACCAUUCAUUACAUGGAUUGGAGAAGCCUAUUAGCUGCAUUCAUUGUCUGUAUUGUCCUUGUACGAACCAUCUAUCUCAAGUGCAACACUAGAAAAAGAACGAAAAAUGAAUCAAUGUCCAGCUCAAUUAGUUCAAAAUCCGAAACCGAUACUAUUAUUGAGAUGGAUAAAAAUUCUGAUGAUCAAAUUAAAGAUUCGGAAUUUUUCUCGAGGUAUUUAAAUGAUUUCGAGCAAUUGGCUGUUCUAGGAAGAGGUGGAUUCGGUGUUGUUUUUGAAGCUCGAAAUUAUAUUGAUAAGGCUAAAUAUGCCGUUAAACGGAUAUGCACUGGCUCAAGCAAGGAAACCGAGAGAAAAGUUUUGAGAGAAGCUCAAGCUUUAGCUAGGCUAGACCAUCCAGGAAUUGUUCGUUAUUAUCAAUCUUGGGUUGAGCGUCCUCCCCUUGGUUGGCAAGAAGAGAGAGAUGUUCUCAAUCGUCACUUGAAAGAUUAUAUUAGCGGAAGCGAAUAUUCACAAAAUCCAACUGCUACAGAAACCUUACCCACAGUUAAUUUUUCUAGUAAGCUCACUACUAGCUAUACAUUCCCCAGAGACGAUGAAUAUGAAGACAGUAACCUUGAAUUAGACCCUUCUUCACAAUCCGAUUCGGAUAACUGUCACGUGAGGAAAUUUUCAAAUAAUAAUUAUUCGGAUAGUAUUUCAAUUGUUUUCGAAGAAAGUUCUGCAUGCAAUUCAAAGGACAAACGAAGUAAUGAAUAUCGUUCAGAAAUUCGAAAUCGAAAAACUGUAACAGUCGAAACAGAAAGCAAAAGUACAUUUAGUAACUCUGCUUCUACGCCGCCAUCUCCAAAGAAUUAUCUCUAUAUACAAAUGCAGUUGUGCGAAAAAAAUAAUUUGGCAGAUUGGCUAUUCUCUCGAGAUAUGAUAUGCAAGGAAAAAUCUUUUGGUAUCUUUUACCAAAUUGUUAGUGCUGUAGAAUAUAUACAUUUAAAUGGAUUUAUACAUCGAGAUUUAAAGCCAUCGAAUAUAUUUUUCUCCUUGGAUGAACAGAUAAAGGUGGGAGAUUUCGGCCUAGCUAUAGAAGAGGAAGGGCUUCAAGACCUGCAAGAUACCAAUACGUCUCGCUCCAGUAAACAUACUAGAGAUGUUGGUACAAAAUUGUAUAUGAGUCCAGAGCAAAUUAAUGGUUUACAUUAUAAUAACAAAAUUGACAUAUAUUCAUUAGGAUUAUUGUUUUUUGAAUUGUUAAAUUUGUUUAGCACGGAGAUGGAACGUAGAAUGACCUUGGAAAAAGCAAAAUCUCUGAGUUUUGACAAAACGUUUACUGAAGAGAAUUUUGAAGAAACAGAUAUCAUUACAAAAAUGUUAAAUAGAAAUCCUGAAUCUAGACCAAAGGCUGCGGAAAUCAUCGAUUUGAAUAUCUUUUCAUACCUUGCCUUAACCAAAAGAAGUAAACAACGGACAAAAAGUACCUCGUCUACUUCUUCCACCAUGUAG